AUGGCGACUAAACCAGCUCCGCGGGUCGUGAAGGUCGCCGCAGCUCAACUCGGGCCAAACCAGAAGGCUGCUUCGCGGGCCUCAAUUUUGGAUCGCAUGUUGAAGCUGAUGGACGAAGCAGCAGCCCAAGGGGUCAAGAUAUUGGCAUAUCCAGAGCUAGCCCUUACAACAUUCUUCCCCGUCCACUACUUGGCUGACGAAGAUGAGAUCGCGAGCUACUUCGAGCCCACAUCAGCGGCUGACCCCUACGCAGUCUUGUCAUCACCUCAUGCCAAGCCUCUGGUCGAUAAGGCGAAUGCGCUUGGCAUCGACUUCUACAUAGGCUUCGCAGAGCGGUGGACCGGGGAGGAUGGCAAAACAACGGAUUACAACACCUGCAUAUACUACUCUGUCGCAGCGAAGAAUGGGGUAGGAAAAUACCGGAAGGUUCAUCUCCCGGGAACCAAGGAACCCCUGCCUAAUCCGAAGGCAUUCCAGCAACUGGAGAAGAAGUACUUCACCCCAGGAGAUCUUGGGUUCCCGGCUUUUCGAGCCCCAGGCCUCAUCGACGGCGCAUUGAAAGCCGAGGAUGUAGGGCAAGAGGCGAACUCGGUUGCGAAAGGUGAUCCUAUCAUGGGCAUGUUAAUUUGUAAUGACAGAAGGUGGCCCGAGGCGUGGAGGCCGUACGGGUUACAGGGUGCAGAACUCGUCAUCGAAGGCUAUAACACAACUGCAUGGGCUCCGCAGUACGACGGCACCCCUGAAGAGCAGCAGAAACUUGCCGAGUUCCACCACCGGCUAUCUUGCCAGGCCGGCAGCUACCAGAAUGCGCUGUGGAGCAUCAACGUUGCAAAGUGCGGUAUCGAGAACGAGCAAGGGUUGAUCGCCGGCAGCAUGAUCAUCGAUCCGCUCGGAAGGGUGGUCGCGGAGUCUAAGACUAUGGAUGAUGAGCUCAUUGUCGCGACCAUCGAUCUCUCCAUGUGCCAAUCCCAGCGAGGGAGGGUGUUCAACUUCGAGAAGCACAGAAGGCUGGAGCAUUAUGGUAUGAUCUCAGAUCAGGUUGGGUUGCAAGAGAUUCCUUUGCUCAGCAGAGCGUCAUAA
Neoarthrinium moseri is the source of this 1080-nucleotide messenger RNA. RefSeq lists its product as uncharacterized. The transcript has 2 exons. Lineage: Eukaryota; Fungi; Ascomycota; Sordariomycetes; Amphisphaeriales; Apiosporaceae. Bases 1 to 1080 code for a protein of 359 amino acids. Gene Ontology annotation, molecular function: hydrolase activity, acting on carbon-nitrogen (but not peptide) bonds, in linear amides. The record is from RefSeq and is a predicted model, not a curated record.